AUGGCGGCAGCUGCAGCAGCCAGUAGCCUGUUCAGCGACAACAGCGACAUUGUUCAGGCCCCAACAGUCUCAAGCUCUGUGCCUUCGAUUUCUGAAUGUUCCCACCGUGGUGGCUUAACUGGAAUGUUUAAGGUUCCGUCGCUGGUCUUUGACAUCGAGCUGGAGGACAAUGGCAUCGGAGCUCACUGGCAAGAAGAAGAUUGGGAGGAGGAUGAAGUCGUGACGGAGAUUCAGAAAUUUGUUCAACCGUCCACGCCAGCUGAGGCACGGCUACUCAGCGACGUCAGAGUUGCAUGCGGCCACGCCAAGGACGGGCAAGACACAGCACGCCUCGUGUCAAUUUUGUCGGCAUUGGGUUACAAUUGCAGCCUUCGGACUGCCCUAGGGGGCGGUGAUGGGGCGGACUGCCUUCGAAACCUGCGCCACACCUUCAUUAUCUGCGACACGCCCGGCGUCAGCGGCGGACCCCCUCGCCGCCACAUCAUCGACCCCCAGUUCAAGGAGCAAUUCAUCAUCGCCAAGACCACAGCGCGGUACGCGGCCAUCCUGGCGGCUGUCCCGCCCGUGUUUGUGGGUCCGGAGGAGCACCUGCCGCUGCUGGUGAACUUCCUAUGUAACGAAAUGAGCGCCGCGUUCCGACAGCUGGGGUCGGUGUUGCCGCCUUGGCGCCACGCCAGCAGUAUGUUGUCGAAAUGGAGGCCUAGGAAGUCCGUCGACGAGGCGGGGAUUGCGGCGGCGGCGGCGGCGGCUGGAUCGCACUCCCGGCGCUGCGUCGGUGCCGAGGUCGGUGGCAGCGGCGGCGGCGGCGGUGGUGGUGGUGGUGUUGCUAUCCCGUCCUAUGGUGAGGGUGGUCUUCACGGCUCGGCUGUAGCGCAGAGCCCGGCCCUUGGAUUGCUACAGCCCCACUGGCCGCUACCUUGCAAACCGGGAGUCCAGCAGCCGCAGUCGCAGCAGCCUCUGCACCACUGGCAACAGGCAGCAAGAGCGCAGCUGGAUGGUUCCCAGCACCAGCGGCAGCGGUCCGGGGGCCCAGGGCGCCCCAGCUACGAGCCACAACGUGUGGUGUUCGGAGGCAAUUUCGUGCCCAUUGUGCCCUCUACGGCACUGGCCUCCUAG
This is a messenger RNA of Volvox carteri f. nagariensis, 1116 nucleotides long. RefSeq lists its product as uncharacterized. The transcript is spliced from 4 exons. Bases 1 to 1116 code for a protein of 371 amino acids. The record is from RefSeq and is a predicted model, not a curated record. NCBI's taxonomy places the organism in Eukaryota, Viridiplantae, Chlorophyta, Chlorophyceae, Chlamydomonadales, Volvocaceae.